Messenger RNA from Aethina tumida (small hive beetle), 1854 nucleotides. RefSeq names its product suppressor of fused homolog (gene Su(fu)). NCBI's taxonomy places the organism in Eukaryota, Metazoa, Arthropoda, Insecta, Coleoptera, Nitidulidae. Gene Ontology annotation, cellular component: cytoplasm; nucleus. The coding region runs from base 172 to 1473 and encodes 433 amino acids. The transcript has 6 exons. Gene Ontology annotation, molecular function: transcription factor binding. The record is from RefSeq and is a predicted model, not a curated record.
UUGUUUUGUCUGGUGGGUUGUCUACAAAUGGAUUUUUAAGGCCAUUUUUACAUAUUUGGAAUAUUUCCCAGUUUAGUGAAUGAAAACGCUGUAAAAAUAGUUCUGAGCUACGAAAAUGCAAUUCUAAAGUUUCAGUCGGCUUCUGUAUGGACUCAAGUGGCUCAACAAACAAUGGAUGAGGCUGCAGCUCUGCCCCACGGGCCCCCACUGAAUAUUUUACCACCAACGCCUGCAGGAUUGGAAUCGUUAUAUUCGCUAUGCAGAAAAAUUUAUCCAGGACAAGUUAACCCACUACAGGUUACAGCACUUUUGAAAUAUUGGUUGGGAGGUCCCGAUCCUCUUGAUUAUAUAUCAAUGUAUGCCAAUCCUGGUGACCCUCAAGAGAACAUUCCACCUCACUGGCAUUAUAUAAGUUUUGGAUUAUCAGAUUUGCAUGGAGACGGUCGCGUUCACGAACCUUCGGGUCCUGAAGACUCAUCAGGCUUCGGUUUUGAAUUAACCUUCCGCCUGAAACGUGAACCUGAAGAAACAGCACCUCCUACUUGGCCGGCAACUCUUAUGCAAUCUUUGGCAAAAUACGUAUUCCAUUCAGGCAACACAUUGUGUUCUGGCGAUCACGUCUCGUGGCACUGCGCAUUAGACAACAGCGAAUCUCGAAUACAACACAUGCUCAUGACCACCGAUCUGCAACUUAGAACAGCUCACACCCCCUUUGGAACUGUACAAUUCAUCCAAAUCGUCGGCAUUUGUUUUGACGAACUUAAAGCCACACAACAAUGGAAUGGUGCAGGUGUUUUAGACAUAAUCUCCAGAAUACCAGCAGCGGGAGGUCCGUGGCACGUAACAGAUAUGCGAAGGGGUGAAAGCAUUUUUGAAUUGGAUCCAAAUGCACACGAUGAAGUUGAGCGGGGCUUCGAGCUGGAGGGCUCAAACUUGAGUGGUGUAAGUGCUCGGUGCUCAUGGUCCGAACCUGAUCCGGCGAGGCCGGAUAAGAGUGAUUGCGAGGGUAGACUCAACGAUGAAGAAAAUUUUAACUCAAAAUCUCUACAAGGUAUACUUGACAACAGGUCAUUGAAAUCGUUUAUUACCUUAGACUUUUCAGAAUCCACCGAAUUAUUACAUGUAAAGAAACUGGAAGGGGUCCAUCUGAUUUUCAACCUUGAAGCAGGCAGUUUAUUACCUCUAGCUAUUAGGGGAAGAGUGAAACACGGCCGACAUUUCACCUUCAAAUCUGUUCUGGGUGAAACAGCUAUUACUUUGGUUGCCAACUCAGUGACAGGAACUUUGGUGGAUCAGGAACAUCCAUUUGUGGCUCAAGGUUCUUGGUUACAAGUGCUAAUUCCAGAUGAUUUGGCACAAGAUAUGGCAGCCACUUUUCAAGUGUUGGCCAGUCCUGAAGCCCUGUCAUUACCCAAACAGUUUGCAUGGCCUGACAGAAAACUAUCCAUUACCAUUGUAGCUGAUAAGCUUUGAGAAGAUAGUUAAGGUUUUGUAAGGGAUUUGUCUUGAAUGAGAAUGGAGAUUAAUUUUAUAUUAUUGUUUGCUGCUACAAUGGUAAUUGUGGAAUUAUAUCAUUGAGGAAGUUCAUACAUUUAAACAUGUUUAUUGUUUAUUCAUUUUUGUCUGAAUUUGUAUUUUCACCUAUAAUUUUAAAAUUCUAUUUAUUUAAUUGUUUAGGCCAUUUUAAUUAGGUGCUAAAUGUAAAUUAUAUUUAAAUGCAAUAUUUACUUAUGUAAGACUACAACUUUAUAUUUUAGACUGACAAUAUUGAUAUUCAAAAACGUAUUUUAUCAUAUUUAUUGAACCUAUGUGCCUUGUAUAUUUAUAUAAAUUUUGAAAAUAUAUAUUUUCAUU